CAGUCAAAUCCUCUGUCACCUGACUAAGGGACGCGGAAGUUUUGAUCUGUCAGACCCGUGCAGCUUCUUCAGUCUGUAAUGCGAGGAAAGAAAAUCGUCUUGUUUUAACGUUUAGAGCUCGCCUCUCUAAAUGGGCAGGAUGACUCAGAAGCACCACCUGGAGGGCCAGGUCUAUUCUGUGCCACUGAUCCAGCAGGACCUGAGGAGGGAAGAGGCUGUGCACCAGAUCACUGAUGCCCUGCAGUACCUGGAAAUGAUCUCCACAGAUAUCUUCAGCAGGGUGUCUCAGAGUGUGGAGAGGAACCGUGCUCACCUUCAGGCCGUCACUGACCGCAUUAAACUGGCUCAAGCUCGAGUCCACAAGAUUAAAGGAAGCAAGAAAGCCACCAAGGUUUUUUCCAGUGCUAAAUACCCUGCUCCUGAGAAACUGCAGGAUUAUUCUUCCAUAUUCGUGGGUGCUGGAGAUCCAGUGUCUCAGAAACGACCUCGUUACAAAAUACAGAGCAAGCUCCGCCCCCUGGAUGACAAGGCCUUACAGGAGAAGUUGAUGUAUAUUCCAGUAUGUGUGAACACUAAGAAGCGCUCAGAGGAUGAGAACGAGGAGGGGCUGGGGAGUCUGCCACGAAACAUCAGCUCCGUCAGCUCUUUGCUGCUCUUUAACACCACAGAGAACCUGUAUAAGAAGUACGUGUUCCUGGAUCCUCUGGCAGGAGUCGUCACUAAAACUCACAACACACUAGAGACAGAGAAGGAUGAAAAGCCGUUUGAUGCACCGCUAUCCAUCACUAAACGAGAGCAACUAGAGAGACAGACUGCAGAGAAUUAUUUCUAUGUGCCAGAUCUGGGGCAAGUGCCUGAAAUCGACGUGCCCUCUUAUCUGCCCGACCUGCCUGGCAUCGCAGAUGACCUCAUGUACAGCGCUGACCUCGGCCCAGGCUUCGCCCCUUCUGGGGCAGUCAGUGCGAACAUGCCAGAACUGCCCUCUUUCGGCACAGAACAUGAAGGCGCUCAGUUCCGAUCAGAGGCUCCUCCUCCACCUCCACCUCCACCUCCUCCACCGCCUCCUCCUGAGGCUCCCCAGGUUAUAGCUCCUCCCCCUGGAGCUCCUCCAGCCCCGCCUCCUCCUCCUCCACCACCUCCUGCUGUUCCAGAUGAUGCAGGUGGUGGAGGUGUAUCCGGUCAAGCCCCACCCACAGGCACUGUAAAAGGUGCCCCUACAGAGGUUCUCCAGCCGUCGGAUGGGCGAGCCAGCUUACUUGAGUCUAUUCGUAACGCUGGUGGCAUCGGAAAAGCCAAACUUCGCAACGUUAAAGAAAGAAAGAUGGAGAAGAAGAAACAGAAGGAGCAAGAGCAAGUUGGAGCAGCAGCCAGCGGAGGAGAUUUCAUGUCCGAUCUCUUUAAUAAAUUGGCCAUGCGGAGGAAAGGUAUCUCGGGUAAAGUCCCAGGAGGCGCAGACUCCACAGAACCGCCUGGCAGCUCCGGCAGCGCUUUCGCCAGAAUGUCAGAUGUGAUCCCGCCCCUUCCUGCUCCUCAACAGCCAGCCGCGGAGGACGACGACGACUGGGAGGCGUAACCAAUACAGACCACUUCUGAAUGACUCUUAAUAAACUGACAAAGGUUCUGAAACUGCGGCAACACAACAAACGUGACUUCAGAAUCAUGUAUGUCACGUUGAAAAGGUUCACUGCUUUCUAUGUCCACUAACCUGUGAUCAUUUACUAACAAUACAUGUGUGUUAAAAAGAGCUAGAUGAUGUAAUGAAUACCGGUCUAUAGGUAAUCACAUCCGUUGCACAAUCAAUCAAAUGAUCGGGAUUGUUUUGCCAUGCAUAUGCCAUGUGUGGCAGAUUUAUUAAAAUUGAAUAUUCAUGAGGUCAGUUCUCCUGUAACAGACAUCUGCGUCUGUUGUUAAUGACGAUAAAAUGUCAGCAGGCCACAAUUCCUCACUUGGUUGUAUUGUAAUAAUAAUAAUACAUUUUAUUUAUAGGCCUAGAGAGGAGGCUGUUUGAUUUUUCUCUAAACAAAGCAUCAGUGAGGGGUCGCAUACCUGAUGUGCUGCAUUCUAACUGUGUUUGAAAAGGAUAAUAAUCAUAAACUCAUUCAUGACACUUAACUAGCUGACUGUACGUCAUUGUAUUACGUUAGCUUCUACUUUUCAGCUUGGUCAGAUUCCAGGCAAACAAAACAUACACCGAUCAGGCAUAACAUUAUGAACAGUGCCAGGUUAGGUGAACAAGACUGAUGAUCUCCUCAUCAUGGCACCUGUUAGUGGCUGGGAUAUAUUUUGUCCUCAAAGUUGAUGUGUUAGAAGCAGAAAAAAUGGGCAAGUGUAAGGAGUUUGACGAAGGGACAAAUUGUGAUGGCUAGACGACCGGAUCAGAGCAUCUCCAAAACUGCAGCUCUUGUGAGGUGUUCCUAGUCAGUAUCUAUCAAAAGUAUCCAUUACGUCCUGUAAGUAUCCUUUAAAUCCACAACUUACAGGCCUUAAAGUAUCUGCUGCAAACAUCUUGGUGCCAGACACCACAGCACACCUUCAGGGAUCUAGUGGAGUCCAUGCCUCGACAGGUCAGGGCUGUUUUAGCAGCAAAAGGUGGACAAACACAAUAGUAGGUCAUAAUUUUAUGCCUGAUUGGUGUAAGACUGGGCAUAAACCUGAGGUCUGACUUGCCCGGUGGUGUAGUCAUGAUUUCUCCAUCCCUGUAUAUGAAAUAUUUAUAACUAUAGGAAGUAAACUAUAGGAAGAAAUCUUAUCCAGAAUAAAAUCUGAGCAUCUGAAGAGUAAUUUGUGUAAUUACAUUCUUUACGCACUGAUUAUUUCCGACCAUCUGCUGGGAAAACACAUGGCUCAGGCAUAUUGUGUUCAGCAAACCUUAAAUGAAGUUGUGCAUUUCUGAAACCAUCUGAUAGGAAAAAAAAAAGUGAAUAAAUGUAUCAUGUACGAAUUUGUGAUAUGGAUUUUAUUCACAUUAAACAGUCU
Molecule: messenger RNA, 2976 nt
Organism: Hemibagrus wyckioides
Lineage: Eukaryota; Metazoa; Chordata; Actinopteri; Siluriformes; Bagridae
Gene: wash1
Product: WAS protein family homolog 1
Exons: 11
Coding region: 131-1573 (480 amino acids)
Biological process (GO): Arp2/3 complex-mediated actin nucleation; endocytic recycling; retrograde transport, endosome to Golgi
Cellular component (GO): early endosome; WASH complex; recycling endosome
Molecular function (GO): alpha-tubulin binding; gamma-tubulin binding
Source: RefSeq, a predicted model, not a curated record